AUGAAAUUUAUCUACACCUUGUUGUUCAUCACCAUCACAUAUAUCACACAAACGAUCCAUGCACUAAGUGCCUCCGAGCUUUCGCAUUUGAAGUUAAAGAUCCGUAAUGUGUCCGCACCAACGACGUCAUCAUUAAUUGAAGAUCACAUCAAGGGUAUCACUAUUGGUGGUUGGUUAGUGACGGAACCAUACAUCACGCCGUCACUGUAUAACAAUGCCACGAGCAUGAACCGGGGGAACAUCUCCAUUGUGGAUGAAUACACGCUUUGUUUCGCGUUAGGGUAUAAUAAAUCACUUUCGAUACUAAGUGAGCAUUUCGAAACGUGGAUUACUGAAGAUGAUUUCCAAGAGAUUAGUGAAUCGGGGUUCAAUUUGGUUAGGUUACCCAUUGGGUAUUGGGCAUGGAAAGUGGAUCAUGCUAGUGGUUUGUAUGUGGAGAACAUUACGUACUCUGAUCCAUAUGUGAGUGAAGGUUUACAAUUAGGUUAUUUGAAGAAGGCGAUUGGAUGGGCUGAGAAGUAUGGAUUAAAAGUUUGGAUUGAUUUGCAUGGACUUCCUGGAUCUCAGAAUGGGUUUGAUAAUUCCGGUGAGAGAAUCCUGAGGAGUAAUCUUGGUUGGUUAAAUGAGGCGCAUACGAAAAAAUUGACAUUGGCCAUCUGGUCGAAGAUGUUCAAAGAGUUUAUUGGAUACAGUGAUUCUAUUGUUGGUAUGGAAAUUGUCAAUGAGCCGUUGAGUACUAAGAUCGGCAUUGAUGAUAUCACAGAGGCAUAUUAUGAAGCGUUUGAUUUGUUCAAGUUUCGUCAAAGGAAAUCCAAUGACAGUGUUGUGGCAGACAAUAUGACGUUUGUCAUUCACGAUGCGUUUGAACCGAUUGGAUAUUGGAAUUUACAAUUCAAUCCGCAAUAUGUGAAUGUGUCGAGUCAAUAUUACAAUCUGACGAACAUUACAUAUAAUUCGCAAGAUAUUUCAGUGGAUCAUCAUCAUUAUGAAGUGUUCACUGAAUCACAAUUACAAGAGAGUCAAUACCAACGAUUAAUCAAUAUUAUCAAUUAUGGAGAUUCCAUUUACGGAAGUGAGUUGUCCUCACAUGGUGCCGUUGUGGGUGAAUGGUCCGGUGCGCUUACCGAUUGUGCCACUUGGGUCAAUGGUAUAGGUAUUGGAUCUCGAUAUGACGGUACAUAUUACGAUAACAUGACUAUGUACAGUUCCAACGAUGAUUCGGUCAUUGGGGCGUGCACCUCGCAGGAUGAUAUCAGUUCGUGGAGUCAGGAGUACAAGGAACAUGUGAGACAAUUCAUUGAAGCGCAAUUAGCUACGUAUUCGUCGAGGACGAGUGGGUGGAUCUUUUGGAAUUGGAAGACGGAGAGUGCUGGGGAAUGGGAUUUCUUGAAAUUACGUGAUGCUGGGCUAUUCCCGACACCAUUUGAUAAUUACACAUAUUUCGGCAGUGAUGGGUCUAUGAAUUCGCAAGUUUCGCAGUCGUUAUCGUUGUUAGCGUACCCUACCUCCAGUGGUGUUUCCAGUGGUGACGAUAACCCGAAGACUAAGAAUGUGGGUGUGAGAAGAUCGACACCAGUGUUUGCGAUGGGGAACAAGAAGAGUGACGUUUCCAUUAGCAGGACACUGAGUCAUGGGAUGCUUAUAUUUCUGGGCACCCUGUUAGCGCUUUGUAUUUUCAUAUAG
Messenger RNA from Naumovozyma castellii, 1683 nucleotides. It is a transcript of the gene EXG2, whose product is annotated as glucan exo-1,3-beta-glucosidase. The coding region runs from base 1 to 1683 and encodes 560 amino acids. The transcript has a single exon. Lineage: Eukaryota; Fungi; Ascomycota; Saccharomycetes; Saccharomycetales; Saccharomycetaceae. The record is from RefSeq and is a predicted model, not a curated record.